CGUCCCAUCUUCAUCGUUCUGAUCAUCUCAUCACCUCCUGUUCUGUCAGGAUGCCGCCUCGACGGCGUCUGCUGCGCCUGAGCGAACGAGUAGCGGAAAUUAGCCUUGAGCCUGAAGCUGAGGCGGCUGUGGAGGACGAGGGCCAAUCAAGUCAAGUGGGACAGGGUUCCGGUCGCCUGCCGGCGGUGAGCGAAGGCCGCUUCGCAGCUCCUACGACCAACAGCAGCAGCAGCAGCAGCUCGGCCGCCUCAUCCUCAUCCUCAUCGCUUGGGUCUUGGCGCUUCUCCUAACGAGAGAAAACUCUCUUUGCCUUGUCGCUACCCUUACCGAUGGACUAGGGUGGCGGCUGUCUUGUAGACAUAGCCGCCGCAAUGAGCACCCGUGAUCGAUUCUUCUCUUCCCUCUCGUCAGCUCAGGAUCAACUCUUCUCGCGGUUGGACUCAUUACAACAGCAGCACUUUCCGCAGGGAGCAGCCAACACCGCAGGAUCAUCCUCCUCGCAUCAAGGCGUGCACGUUGCAUCGCAACGUCAACAGCGAGAGGACGACGAGGAGAAUCUCCCCACUUACGCGCCCGACCAACCACACAACGCAGCCCCCAUCCCUCAUUCGGUCCUCACAGCGCCACCUGGCCAAGCGCAGCAGGCGUACGAUUCUAUGCCACGCUCGCGCCUCGAGAAUGCCUCUGCGCCGGACAGGGACAGGCGGAGAGCUGCGGAGGAGCUGAGGCGACAUCAGGAGAUGCUGCACAAGGGCGGUGCAGCCGGUGGCGGCGGGUUGACGCAGGAGCAGAGGGCGAUGGGACUUAAGACGGUACAUUCUUAUGCUGCCGGGAAUGGCAAGGUCAUACUGGAUAUUCAUACCUUGCCGCAACGAAGCCCGACUUUCAUGGGCGGGAGCGCUGAGCGAGGGCGAGGAGCAUUGCAGGGCCAGGCGGUCCUAUUCACUCAGGACGCUGAGAGGAUCACGGCGGUGAGAUUGAAGAUCAAAGCCGUAUCAAGCAUCUCCCUCCCGCGGUCGCACCUGCCCCCGUCUAAUGAUCCCUCCCGACGUUCAGCCGGUCCUGCCCCUUCAGGCCCCGUAGUCCUCUCUGGUCGUUCUCCUCGCGCCGAACCCACCACAGCGAAAGAGCAUCUCCUGCUUCAGCUCGAAAAGACUCUGUGGUCCGCCGACUCUGUAAAUACAGGGCACAGUCGCAGCGCUUCAGCAGACGGCCGAGAUCCCACGAGCUGGAAGGCUGGCCGGCACGUCUUUGACUUCAAGAUCGACCUGCCAUCGCAGAGCAAAGAUGGAAAGGAUUUACCACCCUCUUUCGUUUUUCUGGCCGAUCCCACCGCUUCGGGCUCCUCCGUACCCCCAACGCGAGCCGGGCAGCAGGGCCUGGGGGACUCGUUGUCCAUGGCAAAGAAAUGGGUCGAGCAAGCUGGCGGCCUCUCAACAGGAGAGGGGGAGUGGGCAUCCAUCAAGUGGUACGUCAAGCUCACCGUGGAGCGACCAGGCCUCUUCAAGAGCAACGAGAGGAUCUUUGCCCCCUUUGUGUAUCUGCCACCGCCGAGUAGGAAGGUGCAGGAAAGGGUGUUGCCCAAUAGGAUCAGGCUAUCACAGCAGGUCAGACAGAAUCCGACCAUGCCGGGCAACGCGCUGGCCGAGCCAAUGGCAUCGUGGGGUGGCAGCGAGCUCGACCUUAACGCGACAGGCGUCACAACGAAGCCGGGAAAGGGAGGGCUGGGCAAGGGCAAGGGCAAACAGUCUGCGAACGGCUCAGGAGGGGGUAUGUGGUCUCGCUUCCUCAAAGGCCCCGCUCUUGCAGGCUCUUCCUCUUCCUCCUUGGACGGAGCAAGGUGGUCGAUCUCUCUACCCAACCAGCCCUCCAUUUGGCCGCUCAAGAGCAGCCUGCCCUACCAGAUUUGCGUGGAGGGAGGACCAGGAGGGCUCAGGCCACCCAUAUUAGGGCUCUUUCUGCGUGUCACGCUGAUGAAUGCAGGCAAGGGAUUGUUGAGCAGCAAGAACGCGCCACAGAGCGGGACGGAGACUCGCCUCAUUGCCACUGGUCGUCUCUACGGAGGCGAGAGCCUUCGCUCGAAUGGCUCAUCCGCGCUAACCCAGACGUGGCGGGGCAUCCUAGACCUACCCCCUCAAGCAACACCAGACUUCGAGUCACCCCUCGUCGACACGGAGUACUUCAUCGGCGUGCAGAAGGAGCCCGGCAGCCGAAUCGUUUGGGCGCAGAAGAUUUUGCUGGUCUGCAACGUGCCAGCGGUUAUUGUUAGGCGCAAUACUACGGCUACGAAUGGUGGUACAGUCCGAGGCGUGAGAAGGGUGCCGUCCGCAUCCAUGAGGAGAGGGAGUGCGGGACGUGUGAACGCAGGAGCGGGAGGCACGAUUCGAGCUAGCAGUGGGAAGACGCCUCCGCCGAUGCCGAGCAAGGGAGGAGGAGCAGCGGGAGGCAAAACGGCGAUGGCAGGCUCGUCGUCGAAUAUCGCCAGGCGGCCGGACGAAGCUCCUCGUCGACCAUCCUCGUAUGCGGCAGCGGGCCCGUCCACCCCAGCCAAGCAACGUCUCAGUGCUCAGCAACAGGCACAAGCAUCCUCCUCAUCUUCCCCGCCUUCACGCCGCAAUAGCCCACCAUCAGGAACGUCACGCCUGCCACCGGGUAGCUCGACGGUUGCCGCGAUCGUGCCGCCUCCUCCUGCCCAUCCCUCGACCUCAGCCAGACGGCCCGACGCUGCGUCACGAAGAAGCAGCGCAGCCUCUACGAGCGUCAUGCCUGGUGCUGGUCCAGGCUCUGCGUCCUCAUCAGCCGUCGGUGUGGGCACCACCGCCUAUCCACCGGAGAAGGUGCCUCCUCCUCCUCCCACGUCCUCCGCCGCGGCUCCUCCUCAGCCCGAGGAGAGAGAACCCACCUCUUCCCGCUCUCGUCGUCGGGAACAUGAAGCUGCUUCGCAGGCCGCCUCUCGCUCUUCAUCUCGUGCGCCAUCGGAGGCCCACUCUGGCUCUGGCGGACACACUGUGGUCACGGAUGACGGCAAUGAUGCUGAUUGGGAGUUCCAAGACGGGGACGGGGCAGAGGGAGAGAAUCUGGAGGACAUGGGGAUGGACAUGCCGCCAAGCUAUUGGGAGGCUGUGCGGGACGGACCAGGGGAGGACUAGAGUAGGCGGUGGAGUGGUGGAGUCACCAUAUGUGGGGAAGCGGGUCGAAAACCUUGUCUAUACCAGCUCUUGUUGAGUCUUCGGAGCAGCGGAUGUCUCAUAGCCCGCGUAUCAUCACGUUGUAUCGUGUGUCGUGACCAUCUCGUCUCACAAUAUGAGACAAAUCUUACUCAACUCGACGCGAUACCAUUCAUGCC
Molecule: messenger RNA, 3346 nt
Organism: Jaminaea rosea
Lineage: Eukaryota; Fungi; Basidiomycota; Exobasidiomycetes; Microstromatales
Exons: 2
Coding region: 372-3149 (925 amino acids)
Source: RefSeq, a predicted model, not a curated record